Molecule: messenger RNA, 528 nt
Organism: Miscanthus lutarioriparius
Lineage: Eukaryota; Viridiplantae; Streptophyta; Magnoliopsida; Poales; Poaceae
Source: the annotation of a GenBank genome assembly
AUGGAAAAUAUGUUGGCCCAACCUGCUGAAGGUUUAGAGACACCAAGAUCCAGUACUGAAAUUGUUUCCAAGGUCCUCUCACAAACCAGUGCUGCUUCUACAUUCCUGAAGAAUGCUGGUCUUGAAACACCAGGGUCAAAAUCUGCUGGAUCAGUUGCAAGAGAAGCACAACUUCAGGAACAGCUACAGGCAGAGAAGCCGCGGGCUAAUCUACUUCAACAAGAACUGGACACCUUGAAGAAGAAAGGUGAAGAAAUAGAAGAUGCAUUGGCCAAGACCCAAGAAGUAGUGCUCAGGACCCAGCAGGAGAUGGAGGAGUUCAAGAAGAAACAAGAAGCCAAUGAUCUACUACUUCAGCGCAUCUUGAACAUCAACGCAGGUACCUCUAUAGUUGCCUGUAGUUCCCUGGUGCUGAGCAGGUUGGUUAUGUCACUUGUGAACGAAUUUGUGUGUGAAGUGGUGGUUCCAAUGAUGUGUGUGAACUUGUGGUUCCCCUGUGUUUGGGAACUUUGGUUGUAUGAACAAUAA